UCGGAGAUCGUAGCCACCCCGAUAGCUCUCGAUUCCUUGUUAGAGUAAUACAACUCACCGUCAACGGUUGUCGCGUCGCUCUGUGUCAGUCUGUCAUCGACCUCGCACUCGGAAACGUGAUCGCCGUCGUUAUCCUCGCGCUUUUCAUUGUUCUCUUUCUAUUCGUAUUAAUUCAUCUUCGUCGUCCUUGGAUUUGUCGUCUAUUCUUCCUUCUAUUUCUUCUUUACACUUAUUCCUCGUUAUCGCGAAUCUUUUAGGGAAAUUCUCUCUAUUGCGAUUAACGAUCACCGGAAAAAUACACAAAUAAUUUGGAUGAAUAAUCUAAAUCCUACAAAUUCUCAAGGGACAAUUAUUAACCUACCGAAUCGAAUAUCCUAAUCGCGAAUCAAACAUAAAAUUAUAAGUGAAAGAGACGUCUUCUUUUUUGGAUGUUACCUUUUCGUAUAUAUAUACUUUUUCUACGAACUUAUCCAUGCUUCUUUCUCUCUCUCAAACAUGAUAUAUUAAUAUUCGAGUUUAUAUUAACGCCCACCGUCAUCUCUCGUCAUCGACCGUUCGCGAAUAAGAGUGAGAUCGUUCGGAAAAUCGAAAUUGUUACUUAUACCAUUCCUUUUUAGUUUCUUCCUAUCCUUCAUCCUCUAUCAAGAUCAAAUUUUAUCGUGCUUUUUAUGAGAUUUACUUUGGAUAAAAAGAUCGAAUAAUUUCUCUAUCAUCUGAGAAGAAGAGACACGCGGGGAAUAUGUCCGCAUUUGGCGCCGGUUGAAUCUUCGAUAUAUCAACGAGAAUCACGGUUAUGAUUUACAAUUUUUUGGAUUUUACGUGCGUAUUUAUUGAAAAGUCAAAAGACAAUAUAUUGGAAUAUAUCUAAACGGAAAUCGCAAACUUUAACUAAAACAAGUUGUUUCAAAUCUGAAAUGAAAAAUUACAAACAAUCUAACAUAAUGUUGAUAAUAUAUAUAUGACAUAAGGAUUUUUAAACAGAUUUGUUACUAUAAAAAAAUUAACGAUGGAUCUUUGGAAGGAAUAGUUCUAUAAAGCUGCAGACAGUUUGACAUAUAUUGUUUAUUGGCUAUAUAUAAUAAUUACCAGAAAAUGUCAUCUUUAAGAACACAAUCGACUGGUGGUGGUGUCCUGGGUUUGAGCAGUAUUUGCUCUGAUCGUACAGGAGCCACUUCAAUUGCUAGUGGUUCUCAUUCUCAUUCCCAUACACAUAGAAAACAUCAUCACAGUAGAAGUAGAAGUGCUCCUAGAGCACCAGAAAAGCCACCUAGAAAACGUCAUUUAAAUCCUGGACAUAGCUUGGUCUCCAUUCCAAGUCAAAUUAAAUUAUCAAUGUUAAACAGUGGCCUCAUUUCUUUUGCGACAGAAGAACUUAGUAGUAGUAUGAGCACUACAUUACCUACAGCACCAACUGAACUUUCACAAUUUCCAAAGCUUUGUGAGCUUCGAAGAAAGUUUCCAGUUUUAUAUCGUGUAGAAUUUCAAACAGCAGCAAAGGUAGAAUCACAUUCAUGUAGACAUGCUAUAAAACCAGUGAAUAAAGAAAAGAAUCAAAACCAGAAAUGUAUUCCAUAUGACUAUAAUAGAGUGGUUUUGGAUACAAUAGAGGGUGAAACAGAUUCUGACUAUGUUAAUGCAUCUUAUGUAGAUAGUAUCUUGAAACCAAAUGCUUAUAUCGUGACUCAAGGUCCUAUGGAAAAUACUGUAACAGAAUUUUGGCGAAUGGUUUGGCAAGAAAAAGCAUCUUGUAUAGUUAUGCUUACAAAAACUUUUGAUUUCAUACGAGUCAUGUGCGUCCAAUAUUGGCCAGCAAGUAAAGAGAAGGAUGAAGAAUAUGGAGGUAUUGGAGUUUCAAUAUUACAGGAAGAGCAAUUAGCCAAUUUUCAUAUACGUACAAUAAAACUUUAUAAAAAGGAUGAAAGCAAUGAAAUUUGUGAAGAGAGAACAUUAUUACAAUUUCAUUAUACAGAAUGGCACUCUCAUACAUGUCCCUUUGGUAACGCAGUGUUAGAAUUUCGUCGUCGUGUUAGAGCAGUUGUCGGAUCUACUAUAAAAAAUGAAUCAGGUCCUAUGGUAGUUCAUUGCAAUGAUGGUGGUGGUCGAUCAGGAGUGUAUCUUGCAAUAGAUGCUAAUAUGGAGUUAGCUGAAGAAGAAGAUGCCUUUGAUGUAUUUGGAUAUUUAAAAAAGUUGAGACAAAGUAGAAGAGGACUGAUAGAAAAUUUGGAACAGUACAAAUUUGUAUAUGACACAUUGGAAGAAUUUGUAAUAUGUGGUACUUCAUGGUUUCCAGUUUCGGAAUUAUCGCUACGUUUGAAACAAAAAGGUAUAAAAAAUCCCAUUACUAAAAUGAACGAGUAUUUACGAGAAUAUCAACAAAUAUGUAAACAAACUCCACGAUUUACGAUCGGAGAUUGUGCAGGAGGACACAGAGCUGAUAAUCGUGAAAAGAAUAGAGAUGUUUUGGUUGUACCACCUGAUAACUUUCGACCAUAUCUUACUAGUUUCCAAGGGAACAAUUUCACAGAUUAUAUAAAUGCUGUCUUUGUGGAUGGCUACACAAAACCAAGAGAAUACAUUGUUACUGAGUGGCCUCUACGAAAUACAUGUGGUGAAUUUUGGUCUUUGGUUUAUGAUUAUGAAUGUGCAGCAGUUGUUGUAUUAUGUGUACCACCUCAGGGUUCUACAAAUUUUCCAAGUUUUUGGCCCGAUGGAAGGCAUUCCAAAAAAUAUGGUCCUGUAUUUACUAUUGAUCAUAUUAGUCAUAAUCAUUAUACGAAUAUUAAAACUUGGGUAUUUAGAAUAAAUAAAAAAAUUAUUUCAUUACCUGAGUUAAUGGCAGGAGUGAAAGCACCUCCAAAAACAGUUCAAUUAUUUCAAUUAACGUGUUGGCCUAUGGGCCAUAAAGUACCAACAUCUACAAAUAGCUUAGUAGAAUUAAUGAAUAUGGUCGAACGCUGGAGACAAAGAACGGAUUAUGGUCCAGUAGCAGUCGUGUCUCCUGAUGGAAGAAGUCGUUGUGGUGUUUAUUGUGCUGCCAAUGCAUGUAUAGAACAAGUAAUACAACACGGCGAGGUAGAUAUAUUUCAAGCUGUGAAAACAGUGCGUAGACAUCGGCCUCAGCUAAUAGAGAAUAUGACAGAGUAUAAGUAUUGCUACGACUUAGUUCUACAUUAUGUGCUGCAUUAUUUGAAUAAAGAUAUGAACGAAAAAAAGUGAGAAAGCGAGUUGGGGGACGAGCUGUGGUUCAUAGAAUUUGGUCGUGGUGCAGCGCUACCAUUAACACCA
This is a messenger RNA of Vespula vulgaris, 3285 nucleotides long. RefSeq names its product receptor-type tyrosine-protein phosphatase mu (gene Ptp36E). The record is from RefSeq and is a predicted model, not a curated record. Bases 1093 to 3216 code for a protein of 707 amino acids. Gene Ontology annotation, molecular function: protein tyrosine phosphatase activity. NCBI's taxonomy places the organism in Eukaryota, Metazoa, Arthropoda, Insecta, Hymenoptera, Vespidae. The transcript is spliced from 16 exons. Gene Ontology annotation, biological process: protein dephosphorylation.